Gilbertella persicaria is the source of this 1726-nucleotide messenger RNA. RefSeq lists its product as uncharacterized. The record is from RefSeq and is a predicted model, not a curated record. The transcript is spliced from 4 exons. Lineage: Eukaryota; Fungi; Mucoromycota; Mucoromycetes; Mucorales; Choanephoraceae. The annotation marks the transcript as partial.
AAUGAAUAAAAAAGAUGGCUUUGCAUUAAAAAGAAUCUUUAUCUAUAUUGUUUUUGGCUUAAUAAUACUCUUUACUUGGUUUCAGCUUGACUCGGUCAAAAAGUCGCCUGAUCAGAAACAUACUCACUCAUUUAACUUGGAGGUAGACCCUCCUACCUGGCAUAUUCAGACACUAGAAAAUGAACCCGCACUGACACAAAAAAGUCUAUUCCCACUCAGUGCAUUUUCGAAACAAAAUCAACAAAGAUUACCGCCCAUCACAGCGAUUAUUAAUCGAGUGGAAAAGAGGCAACAAGGCAUUGUUCAUGCUGUUCAACAUUUAGCGAAAUAUCCUUUUGUCAAGGAAAUCUUGAUUUAUAAUUCAUUCAAGAGUCCAUUGGAUGUCAAGUCAUUUUAUAAUGGUACAGACAUACAAAUUCAAGUGAUCCAAACAGACGCCUCCUUAUUUAACGUAGGCAAAUUUACUGCUUGUGCUGUUGCUUCAUUUGAUAUGUGUUAUUUUCAAGAUGAUUUAUGGUUGAAUACAUACUUGGAUAGUCUCUAUACCCAUUCACUUCGUUAUCCAGAUCAAUUUGUUGUGAAUUCAAGACCUUCUAAUUAUAUUGACUAUAUGACAUGGCGAUUUCAAAAUCAAGCCAUUUCUCUUCAUACAGGCUAUGCCGACAUGCGAUAUGGUGCAUUUGUAUCUCGUCAAAAGGUACAGGCCUUUCUUAGUCAAAUGAGUGUACAUGGCUUGGAAGGUGAAUCUAAAUUCAGAUUUAUUGAGAUUUAUUUUUCAAUUUGGCUGAAUCAAUAUCCUUACUUAAUAUCCAACCCUUUAUUGUCCUUUGGUCGAGACAGUUUUAAACAUUUAGACAGCGUUAACAAUAGGAAGUUUGUACAAUAUCAUAUGUACCAUGCAUUGUCUAUAUUAGAAUCCAAUCUAAACAACAAUAGUCUCUUGGGUGAACAAGACCAUUACUUUACCAAGACUGAAGCAACACCGCCUGUAGAAGAAAGAGAUGUUAGAUCAAGCUGCGCUAAUGACCGUUGUUUGUUUAUCACAAAUAUCCAUGCAAUGCCAAUAGAACAACCCUUAUUUAAUUCAAGCUUUAUUUCCAACAUGUCUGACUAUGAACAGGUCUAUCAGCAUACUUGGCCCAAUUUGCCUAAACCAACCAACUAUAUCUACCAAUCCUAUUAUAAAGCAGUAGAUCAAGAUACAGAGACAUGUUGGAAUACAUUGAAAAGUAAGUCGAUAUGUGUUUUCAUAAGUGUAUUCACCCUAUGUAGAUCCAACUGAAGACGAUUAUUUUGGUUUAUAUAUGACAGGUGAUAUACAAGCAAGAAGAGUGAUACUCUAUACGCCGAAUGAACUCACUUUACCAUUAAAUGAACUGUUUAGAGUGACAGUUCAGUAUGUGAUGUAUGGUUCCUGGAAUGAUUGUGAUAUUGAAUUGACACCAAAUACACAAUUGAAUUAUCGCAUUGGAUUCAAUUUCAAAUGUCCUUACCAACAACCUUUUAAAUCGAUACGUAUUUCCUUUAGACAAGACAUACAAGUACCCUUUGAAUUAUGUGGUAUAGGUCUUGAUAAUUUUGUAGUCUAAUCAUAAUAAAGUCCGAUAUUGAUCUUCUUGUUCUUUUAUCAUGAUUGCUCUCUCUCUCUCUCUCUCUCUCUCUUUUCUUGUUCUUCUUUUUGAUCUCUUUUACUAUGCUUUCUAUUCAGGUAUUUUUUUCUUUUAUU